Lecanosticta acicola is the source of this 1308-nucleotide messenger RNA. The record is from the annotation of a GenBank genome assembly. NCBI's taxonomy places the organism in Eukaryota, Fungi, Ascomycota, Dothideomycetes, Mycosphaerellales, Mycosphaerellaceae.
AUGCUUAUGGAAAACGGCCUCUCAGAAGAGCCCAUGGCCGCGCGCGCCUCCGGCACCACGGUCCUGGUAAUAUGCUGCGUGCUCAUGGGUAUAACGGUUCUCGUCGUUACCUGUCGCAUGUACACACGCUUUGGCGUCGCGGGCAAAGCCACAAUCGAGUAAGCUGCCGCUUUACCCUCGCACGAGCAAAGUUACGUACGUUUGCUGAUGCGCGGCAUAGUGACUGGACCAGCAUCGCUGCGUUGUUGUUCGCAGGAGGCUUGACUGCGGCCAUGAUAUCCCAAGUACGCUGCCACCAUGUAGCACGCUCGAAAGGGGCACUCACAACGAUAGGUAUACAAUGGAUUGGGGAGCAGAGGCUCGAAUCUGUCCACGAACGCGAACCCUCAAUUACUCCAGGGUUUCCAUCAUUCAAUUUGGACGUAUCAUCUUGCCAUGGGCUUCACACGACUGUCCGUCAUACUCCAAUGCAAGCGCAUCUUCCCUCAGGCCGGUUUCGGAUUCGCGAAGUGGCUGGUCCGCUCACUGAUGGCCAUUGAUAUUGUCAACAUGCUGUGGUCUUUCUUUAGCAGCAUGUUCAUCUGCUUCCCUGUGCGUAAGUUCUGGCAUCCCGAGGUAGAAGGGCACUGUUUCCCGAGGAUCGUUAUUUGGCUUGUGAACUCGACAACAGCAAUGGUCCUGGAUAUCGCGGUUGCCACACUGGCGCUACCAUGGCUACGAUAUUUAAGGCUCCGGAUGCGGCACAAGAUCUUGCUGUAUGGCGUCUUUGUUCUAGCGGGAUUCCCCUGCAUACUGGCCAUCAUCCGACUGCAGUCACUCAUAGAAGUUGCGACUUCUUCCGGGACGCCAUACACAGACAACAUUUUGGCCUUGUUUAGCGCGAACGAGGUCUACGUUGCGAUCAUUUGUGCUUGUCUUCCGGACCUAAAAGCCUUCUACACCCAGACCAGGCCUCGAUGCGUAAAUUCUUGGGUGUUUCGCAACGUAUCUACCUUCAGUUGCUCUGGAAAUAGCAACGGUACGCGUCUCAAGGUCAGUGGGAUGAUGGAGUGCGCAAAGAAAAUUGUACUCGGUUGGAAUAGUGGGAAAAGCUCGACGUCCAGAUGGAGACCUUCGCAUCAGCCCGUCGAUCUUGCGGACAGACACCGCCAUCCUUCAGAGGAAGCAGAUGCGGCGGCUCGCGUAGCAGACGAAGUAGUCCAAAGGCCGGAUAGAGCAGAGGUCAGUGACAUCGAGGCUGGAGGCCAUUUAGCAGCUCCAGCUACUCGCAUUGGCAUUCUAUCAAGUCUGGGCAGCAUCGACACAUGA